Molecule: messenger RNA, 2385 nt
Organism: Lemur catta (Ring-tailed lemur)
Lineage: Eukaryota; Metazoa; Chordata; Mammalia; Primates; Lemuridae
Gene: PTCD1
Product: pentatricopeptide repeat domain 1
Exons: 9
Coding region: 191-2293 (700 amino acids)
Biological process (GO): tRNA 3'-end processing
Cellular component (GO): mitochondrial matrix
Molecular function (GO): tRNA binding; protein binding
Source: RefSeq, a predicted model, not a curated record
CUGCGCGAGGCUCGGCUGCGGUGUGUGUCUGAGAGAGGGUGAGCCGGGGUACAGCCAGGUGCGCGACGGGGACCGGACUGGGGGCGACGCUGGGCCAGGCAUUGGGCGGGCGGCGAGGGGCGGCGCGGAGGCCCGGGCGGAGUUCACUGCGCGGGACACUUCGAGCCCUGGAGCAACAGGAAAGCCAGAAAUGGACCUUGUGAGAUUCACCCGGCUCUUCUCCGGGGCCCGCCCCAUAGGACUGUCCCUCUUGCAACAACUAGACCCUCUCAGAGCCAUGUGGGCAGGAGGCAGGGAGGGGCCUGCGUGGCUGACUCAGCUGGUGUCAGUGGCCUUCAGCAGCUCCCUCUCUCAGCGGCCCCUCGGCCAGAAGAGCCAGAACAUGAGGAGCCUUAGCUCUGACCCGAGCCAGCCCAGCCCCACAGCCACUCAGGAGGAAGAGGAGGAGGAGAGCUUUGGGACUCUAUCCGACAAAUACUCCUCCAGGAGACUGUUCCACAAAUCGACAGCCCAGCUCCAUAACCUUCGGCUCAGGGAACAGAGUGUUGAGGAAGAUGAGGAAAAUGAACCAGAGCCAAGAUCACGGGGCCCAAAAAACACCCCGUACUGGUACUUCCUUCAAUGCAAACGCCUGAUCAAAGAAGGAAAGCUGGCUGAGGCCCUAGACCUGUUUGAGAGGCAGAUGCUGAAGGAGGAGCGACUGCAGCCACUCGAGAGCAACUACACGGUGCUGAUUGGGGGCUGCGGGCGGGCCGGCUACCUGAAGAAGGCCUUCAUGCUCUACAACGAUAUGAAAAAGCGGGACUUAGAGCCUUCGGACGCCACGUACACGGCCCUGUUCAACGUCUGUGCUGAGUCCCCCUGGAAGGACUCCGCUCUGCAGAGUGCCCUGAAGCUCCGGCAGCAGCUCCAGGCCAGAAACUUCCAGUUCAACUUGAAAACCUACCACGCCUUGCUGAAGAUGGCGGCCAAGUGCGCAGACCUCAGGAUGUGCCUCGAUGUGUUCAAGGAAAUCGUCCACAAAGGGCACGCGGUCACAGAGGAGACCUUCAAUUUCCUGCUCAUGGGCUGCAUCCAGGACAAAAAGACAGGCUUCCGACACGCCCUACAGGUCUGGAGGCAAAUGCUGAGUCUGGGGCUCAAGCCCAGCCCGCACAGCUAUAACCUGCUGUUGGUGGCAGCUCGGGACUGUGGCCUGGGGAACCCCGAGGUGGCCGCGGAGCUGCUCCUGAGGCCCAGGGAGGAUGCAGCCCUGCUUCAGCCCCCAGCAGGCAGGCGGCGGGGAAGGAGGAGAGCCCAAGCUGCUGCAGGUGAUAGCGUGUCGGCCAGGCUACAUGUGGAGGUCCUGGAGAGGCAGCUGUUUCUGGAAACUUCUAAGGCACUUGAGGGGCCUCCAGAGCCUCAGGAGGCCAGAGUACCCAGCAAGGCCCAGGUGGAAACUGAGGCAGAGCCUGACCACACAGUGGCCCUCACCCCAGUGGCCCUGAAGCCACCUCCCUUGGAGCUGGAGGCCAACCUCCUGACCCCUGGGGCUGUCCCCCCAGCAGUGGUCUCCUUUGGGGCGGUCAGCACCCCAGCUGACAAGCUGGCCCUGAUGGGGGGCCUAGAGGGCUUCCUGGGCAAGAUGGCGGAGCACGGGCUCCAGCCCGACAUCAGGACACUCACACUGCUGGCCGAGGUGGUGGAGCCGGGGAGCCCCGCGGAGACCUCGCUGCUGACCCUCCUGGACACGCACCAGGUGGAAGCUGAUGUGACUUUCUUCAACAUGCUGAUCAGGAAGAAGAGCAAGCUGGGAGACCUGCAGGGGGCGAAGGCGCUGUUGCCAGUCCUGGCAAAGAGGGGCAUCGUCCCCAACCUGCAGACGUUCUGCAACCUGGCCAUCGGGUGCUGCAGGCCAGGGGACGGGAUACAGCUGCUUGCAGACAUGAAGAAGUGCCAGGUGACCCCCAACACCCACAUCUACAGCGCCCUCAUUAACGCAGCGGUCAAGAAGCUGGACUACGCCUAUCUCAUCGACAUCCUGAAGAACAUGAGGAGGAACAGAGUCCCGGUGAAUGAGGUGGUCAUCCGCCAGCUGGAGUUUGCAGCCGAGUACCCUCCCACCUUCGACAGGUACAAAGGGAAGAACACCUACCUGGAGAAGAUUGACGGCUUCCGAGCCUAUUAUAAGCAAUGGCUGAAAGUGAUGUCAGCAGAGGAAACCCCCCACCCCUGGCAGAAGUUCCGGACGAAGCCCAAGGGGGACCAAGACGUCAGGGAGGCUGAUGUGGAUGGAGGCCCUGAAGGCAGGUGAUGGGGAGCAUGGUUGGAACAAAGUGUCCAGCCUCACAGCACUUUGUGGGAGCCCCAGGAGUCCCUUCUCUAUUAAAGACAAGUGAAAAUGCU